GUUUAUAGAUAAUAACUAUCUCACGAGAUUGAAAUUGAUCUGGGACUUGCACUUGUUCCUGUUUUGUGGGUUUUUGCUGCUUUAAACUUCCCUUCGGGAACAUCAUUGCCACUUCCAUGGCUGCCUCACACAUCCUUUAUAAUCCUCCUCCCCUUUCCAAAACUUUUAUUAAUCACCCUUUGAACCAAAACCCUUCUCCUCAAAACCUAAUUCUACCACUCAAAGCUACUAUUAAACCGCGGGUUCUUAGAGCAGUUCACUCCCAGAAGAUCACUGCUAACUCCUCGCUUCAUAACUCCGAUACUAGGACUCGUUUUCAGCACUGUUUCACAAAGAGUGAAGAUGGGCUUUUGUAUUGUGAGGGCCUUAAAGUGCAUGAAAUUAUGGAUUCUGUUGAAAGAAGACCUUUCUACUUGUACAGUAAACCUCAAAUUACUAGAAAUGUGGAAGCUUAUAAGGACGCCUUGGAGGGUUUGAGGUCUAUAAUUGGUUAUGCCAUCAAGGCCAACAAUAAUUUGAAGAUUCUGGAGCAUUUGAGGCAGUUGGGUUGUGGUGCUGUGCUUGUGAGUGGGAAUGAGCUUAGAUUGGCUCUUCGGGCUGGGUUUGAUCCGACAAGGUGUAUCUUUAAUGGCAAUGGGAAAGUCUUGGAUGAUUUGGUCUUGGCUGCCAAAGAAGGUGUUUUUGUCAACAUUGAUAGUGAAUUUGACUUGGAAAACAUCAUAGCAGCUGCAAAAAUUGCUCAAAAGAGGGUGAAUGUUUUACUACGGAUUAAUCCUGAUGUGGAUCCGCAGGUCCACCCUUAUGUUGCAACAGGGAAUAAGAACUCCAAAUUUGGCAUAAGAAAUGAGAAGCUGCAAUGGUUUCUAGAUGCUGUGAAGGAGCAUCCUAAUGAGUUAAAGCUUGUAGGGGCCCACUGCCAUCUUGGGUCAACAAUCACCAAGGUUGACAUUUUCAGGGAUGCUGCCAUUAUUAUGGUUAACUACAUUGACCAAAUCCGAGCUCAGGGUUUUGAAGUUGAUUAUUUAAAUAUUGGUGGUGGACUUGGGAUAGAUUAUCAACAUUCUGGUGCUGUCCUUCCUACACCCAGAGAUCUCAUUGACACUGUAAGGGAGCUUGUUCUUUCCCGUGGUCUUAAUCUCAUUAUUGAACCAGGGAGAUCACUCGUUGCAAACACUUGUUGCUUAGUUAACCGGGUGACAGGUGUCAAGACCAAUGGAUCUAAAAACUUUAUUGUGAUUGAUGGAAGCAUGGCCGAACUUAUCCGUCCUAGUCUUUAUGAUGCUUACCAGCAUAUCGAGCUGGUUUCCCCUGCCCCAGCGAAUGCUGAGAUAGCAAAUUUUGAUGUGGUCGGCCCUGUCUGUGAGUCUGCGGAUUUCUUAGGAAAAGAUAGACAACUUCCAACUCCAGCCAAGGGUACCGGUCUGGUUGUUCAUGAUGCUGGUGCUUAUUGUAUGAGUAUGGCAUCAACUUACAAUCUAAAGAUGCGGCCUCCUGAGUAUUGGGUUGAAGAAGAUGGAUCAGUAAGCAAAAUCAGACAUGGGGAGACAUUUGAAGACCACAUCCGGUUUUUUGAGGGCCUUUGAAGAGAGACCUAAUUUUUUGGCAGAUUUGUGUGUAGCUCAGGUUUGGAUUUCUUGCUAGAGAAUGUAAUGACAUUUUUUUUUCUUGAUUCCUCAUUCUGGUUUAUCUUAGCAUUCUAAUGGAGACAGCUGAUUAGAAAAAUUGACCAUCUAAAGUCAACUAAAUAAAAUUGAGAUGGAGGUCAAAAUUCAUAUUUGGUGAAUUUAAGUUGAUUUGACACUUCAUCCUAUAUUCUCCUCAGUUUUUAGUUUCCUCAGUAAACUAGCUUGUAGCUUGAAAA
Molecule: messenger RNA, 1861 nt
Organism: Glycine soja
Lineage: Eukaryota; Viridiplantae; Streptophyta; Magnoliopsida; Fabales; Fabaceae
Product: diaminopimelate decarboxylase 1, chloroplastic-like
Exons: 9
Coding region: 117-1583 (488 amino acids)
Cellular component (GO): chloroplast
Molecular function (GO): diaminopimelate decarboxylase activity
Source: RefSeq, a predicted model, not a curated record